AUGAAAUUUGUCUACAGAUCUUUUCUAUAUUUGUUAUUUGUUGUUAUUCGUAUUCUUUAUUGUUUUACACCUGAUCAAUCUUCAUUUGAUGCAUAUGGUAUUAAACUUGCUGCUAAUGAUAUUCUAUUAGUCGAAUCUUUGGCUUCUGAUUCUUCAUUUUUUGUUCGUUUUUCUCCAUAUAAUUAUUCUCUUUCUUGUACAAUCCCUUAUAAUAAUUCGAAUGAAUAUAUAUAUUCUGUAGCUGUUCAUUCCAGUGCAACAUAUAAUGAUCCAAUUGGUUUUGUAUUUAUUGGUAUUAAUAUGGAUACAGAUAUCCCAUUUCUAGGUUCAUUAACUUAUAAUGGAAUAAUAGGACCAGCAUUUCUUGAUGCUGUUAAUUCAUCAGUGAAAGCAAAAUUUCCUUGUAAU
Adineta steineri is the source of this 408-nucleotide messenger RNA. Lineage: Eukaryota; Metazoa; Rotifera; Eurotatoria; Adinetida; Adinetidae. The record is from the annotation of a GenBank genome assembly.